Molecule: messenger RNA, 2283 nt
Organism: Alligator mississippiensis (American alligator)
Lineage: Eukaryota; Metazoa; Chordata; Crocodylia; Alligatoridae
Product: major histocompatibility complex class I-related gene protein
Exons: 7
Coding region: 47-1147 (366 amino acids)
Biological process (GO): immune response
Cellular component (GO): external side of plasma membrane
Source: RefSeq, a predicted model, not a curated record
CCUUCCGCACAGAGCGCCGGGCGGGCUGGCCGGAUGCGGGACGGACAUGGGCGCGGGCGGGGACGGGAGCCCCGCGGCUGUCCGCACGGUCUUAGGUCUCCUGCUCCUGCUCCUGGCGGCCGCCGCCGGUGCCGGUUAUCACCGCCUAGAUGUUCAGGUCAUUGGAACUGAUGAGGAAGAGGGGGACUAUAACUACUUCAUGAUUGCCAGAGUGGAUGACUUUGUAUUCGCCACGUACCAGAGUGAAACCCAAGAGUUCAGACCCACCCAGGACUGGGUGAAGCGGGCUCUGGGCGCUGGCUAUGUGCGGGAACAGACCCGGGAGUUCCGGGGAUACGCGAAAGGCUCCAAAGCUAACGUAAAGAGCUGGAUGAAGCUGUAUAACCAGACAAGUGGGCUCCAUGUUGAACAGGUCCAUGUGGGCUGCUCUCUUAGCAGUGAUGUUUUGGGGGACCAGAAGUUCCAGUAUGCCUACGACGGGGAGGAUUUCAUCAGCUUCGACAUCCAGCGGCAAACAUGGGUGGCAGCAGUUCCAGUGGCGUUUGCCCAGAAGUUGUGGUGGGAAAAUAGCAAGACCUGGACCCAAUUUGUCCAGUGGUACCUGAAGGAGAAGUGUCUGGAAACUUUGAAGAGCUUGCUCCAAGAGGGAAGGGCAAUCCUGGCCCAGAAGGUCUCCCCCGUGGUGUCAGUGUCCCGCAGAAAUGGCCCGGAUGGGUCUGUCAGCCUGUCCUGCCACGUGAGGGGCUUCUACCCACGUCCCAUCCAAGUCUCGUGGGUGCAAGAGGGAGGGGAGAUACUCCCAGAGACCUUCACCAGUGGGAUCCUUCCCACUACCAAUGACACGUUCUACCUUUGGACGUCCCUGGAGCUUGCACCCACAUCAGCCAUGCGCCGCUAUGCCUGCCAAGUGGAGCACAGCAGCCUACCGGAGACUUUGCUCACAUGGGUCCCCGAUCGGAUGGACACUCCACCCCCUGGGGUCUUAGCUACCUUCAUUGUAGCCGGAGGUCUGAUUCUGGUUGUUGCUAUCCUGGGCGUUGUCAUCUUCUGGAGGAAGAAGUCAGGAGGCAUCACCAAACCCAGCUAUGCUCCAGCAAGCACUGAGAUGAUUCCCGAAAGCAGCCUUGUCAUCAGGAACAGCAACUGAAAACCAAAAUUGUGAUGAAAUAAAUGAACUGUCAUAGCCCAAGUUCUCAACGUUGAGCUAAAGAGAAAUGUAGAACGUGUGCCGACUGUCCUGAAGCCUAUUUCUAUAGCCUUGAACAAAGUGCAGGGAUACUGCUAUUUUAUUGCCGAUGCUGUUGAAAUGUGAAGGAACUGAGUGAGACUGUGAAAAGAGAAAAUCGCAAUGACAGAGUUAAAUUGCAGUCAUUUAAAAAACAAAUAGAUCAAGCACCAUCUCCAGUUCGUUUUCUUGCCAAUAUUUUCAGUACUCAGUACCAGGGUCAGUCCUUAACUGCGGAAGAAGAGUUGGCUAUGACAUGGGCAUCCAGCAGUCAUCCCUCUCUAACACCAACUACAAUAAAUUCCAGGGGUAAGGGUGAACCAUUCAAGAAAUACAUAUUUGCUGAUGAGGUUUGAAAGAGAGUCACACCAGUGAACUGGUGGAAGUCACUUCAGCACCUGGCUCCAUCAGAGACUACUGAAGUGAUAAUCCAGCUUUUAACUGGAAGACUGAGUUGCUGCAUAACCCAAUAUUUUACGUUUUGCAUGUUGAUCUGGCUGAAAUAAUUUAUUACAUUUUUGUUGAAAACACGUUUCACAUAACUAAAAUAGUUAAAAAUUCAAAAACAUAUAUACUUUGUUAAAAUAAUUAUAUGUUUGUUGUUGAAGAAAAAUGUCCAAAAUACACAAGCUUGUUGUCUUAGUUAAAACAAUUUAAAUGUCAUAAUUCAGUUUUCUGAUAUAGCUACAAAAUUAAUUUGAAAAAGAUUAAAAAUCACUGCUUUAAAAAGUAUAGGGUGUGCCUUCUAAAAAUUAAAUCUAGAUCUAUAGGUUGAGAAUAAUACAUAUUAAGGCUAUAUCAAACAACAAGAACACUUUUUUUAGAAAGCAGUGAUUAAAUUGAGGCUUCCUGACCAGUGAUUUAAAUCAUGAUUUUAAUCAUGUUUUAAAUUGAUUUCAUUUACAUCAAAUCCACCCUGCCAGUUUCCUUCUCUCCUCUGCGUCCUCUGGCCAGUAGAGCUGAGAAUCUGUCUUGUGCUGCUGCAGGGAGUUGGACAGGCACAGGCACAACUUAUUUUUAUGCUCUGGGUAUCAUCAUCAAUAAAAGAUUGGGUUAUA